ACGAACGCGGAGGGUGGCGCACUCAGGAGUCCUUCCCUGAAUGAAACAGGAUUUUCGUUAGCGGACAUUAUGGUUCUGGGUAUUAAGCGUCAUUGACGAAUGACCUUCCGCUAGCUCGAGCCGAAAUGUCGCCGGUUUCCUUAACGCUGUUAAGGAAGCACUGGAUGUGAAAACAGCGCCAUUUCUGUCGGCGUCCAUGAUACGCGAUGCUACCGCAGCGGAUUCCAGAGCUCGAGCUCGGAACGGCAGCGGGAGAGAAAUAGCCGCUCCCCUUUCGCCGCUCUUCGUUACUUCAGCCCACGGCAGGUUGUGCCGGUGAAGUAAGACGAAGCACCAAAAUGGACCCUUCCGACUGAGACGCAAACACGUUCCGUGUUUUGCUCAGCAGCUGAGAUCCAUCAGCAGCACAAGCCAUGCCUGACGAAUAAAAUCACCUUUUUGCUCAAAGCAAUAAUAAUAAAAAAACAUCCUACAUGCCUCCCCAUGUAGAGCCCCUUCAGUGCGUCCUGCUGGAGUGACUGCCCCUUCUACCCAAGCUUCUGCCUCGUCCUCUCUCUGUACCCUUCUCCACCGACCACCCUACAGUAACUACCCAUCACAAUGCUGCUUCACCUGAGAAUGGCCAACACCUGAGGUCCCAUGCGUCCAGUGAGCACCAAUUCAGACGGUCCUGCUCCUCCUGAAAACCUCUCUUGCCCCUACCCCCUCGUGGGCCCCCUGCCUGCCUCAGAGAUGUCCCUGUUCCAGUCGCUGGGUCCAGUACAAAGCUGGCUUGGCCAGGAGCUUGAGAAGUGCGGGAUUGAUGCCAUGAUUUACACCCGCUACGUCCUCAGCCUUCUCCUGCAUGACAGUUACGACUAUGACCUGCAGGACCAGUCUUCUGUGACUGACUGUUCACGGUUUGUGCAAAAGGAAAACGACAUCUUCUUGGGCUGGGAGAAGGGAACUGGGAAGAAAUGGGGCAAGAGCAAGAAGAAAGGAGGGAUCGACCUGAGUCUUGAGGAAAUGAAGAAGCAAGCUGCUGUGCAAUGCCUCCGCUCUGCAUCUGAUGAAAACUCUGGAAUUGAGAGCCUGGUUGAAGAGCUUUGCUCUAAACUAAAGGACAUCCAAAACAAACAGAAAGAGGAAAAACAGAUAAAAAAUAAAUCUGAUGGCUCUCAGUCUCCCGAGCGAGCUGAGUCCCCCUCUUCAAAGGACCAGGUGGAAAUGUAUUAUGAAGCCUUUCCUCCUUUGUCAGAGAAACCUGUUUGUCUCCAAGAGAUCAUGACGGUGUGGAACAAGGCUAAGGCCUGUACAUACUCAAGUUCAUCAUCCUCCGCAGCCCCACAGACCAGCACAGACACCUCUUCCCCAAAAGAUUGCAACAGUGAAGGUGAGACCGCAAAGGAGGGAAACCUUGAAGCCUGUGGCACCAUCACUACUGUGACCAACGAAAGAGGCCAGCAGCGACGAAGCAAGAAGGAGAAAGAAAACAGAUACCAUGGUGGUGGUGGUGCAGCAGCGGAGGAGAAAGCUACCGUCCACUCGAAGAGACAGGCGAGACACCGAUCUGAGGGAAAAUACCGACCCAGAUCCUGGUCUUCUGGCUCUAGCGAGGCGGGCUCAAGCUCAAGUGGGAACCAGGGUGACUUGAAGUCAUCAAGAAGCAAAGCAGUUAGAAUUAGGCACAAAUCCAGGGAGGCUGCAAAAAACAAGAGAACACGCAACAGCGGGCAGGUGAAGGUAAUCGACAAAGAGGAGCGAAGAAUCACGGGAGGGAGCAGUAGCAGCGCCACUGGAGGCGCUGCCAAACAACCACAGCUUUACAAAAAGGGGAAGAAACCUCUGAAGGAGAUUCGUAAAGACCCAGGCUGGAAGGAGGCAAAAGAGUCCGAAGCUGAGGCCAGAAACGAAAAAGAAUACAUGGAGGAGCCACUUUGGUACACUGAGCCCAUCACAGAGUAUUUUGUACCUUUCAGCAGCAGACAAAGCAAGCUGGAAACAAAAUAUCGAAACAAGGUAGACUCUCCUGAUGGCUUUGCUUUGUCAACCGACAUGAGGCUGCCGGAGAGAAUCCAGGGAAUCUGCAUUGCCAAUGAGAGCUACCAGAGAGCAUACCUAGCAGCAGGCUCGUUUGUGGAUGGGCACUUUGUGGAAGGGCCUGGCGACGCAGAAGAUGAAACUGUUGAACUCACCGGGACCUCAAGCUGCCCUCAGCCAGAGGAUAGUAGAGAUUUAGAUGACAAGCAUCUGUCUGAAUUCACUCACUUCUAUGAAGUUGACAUUUAUCAAUCCAUAUUGGAUACUAGUGCCUCAGACUCUAUACAAGAGAGUCGGAUCUUAAGCAUGAUUCGACAAAAAAGCAAAGAGCAAGGAGACGUAGAGGCAGAAUGUUGUUUAGUGUUAGAUGGCCUUGAUCAGCAAGGGAAAAGUGCAAUACGGGCAGACUCACAGGAAGCUCCAGGAUCCUUUGGAUUCUUAAUGGAGGAUCUUGAAAGCAUGGCUCAAGUGUGGGGAUGUUAUUCGCCAUCUACUUCAGAAGAUAUAGAAGGAGAAAGCUUCGUGGGAGACUCCCCCAUCCGACUCUCCCCCCUCCUCGAUAGUGUUUCAUUCACCCUGAGCAAACUGUCUGGAAAUCUGGAGGAGCCAGCCAUCUCUGAAGCCACCAGUGAACCAUCCGGUUUGAACUCAUCCUGCUUCUCUCUUUUCGAGCUGCAGUAUGACAGCCCUACUUUUCCUUUUCCCCGCGACUCACUCGCCGUUGGACACGAAAACAACACAGAUUCUAGUAGCUGUCUCGACCCACAUUCUAAUAAACAGUCUCGCUUGCUAAUAUGGACCAAAAAUAGUGCCUUUGACGAAACUGAACACUGUUCUAACCUUUCAACGCGAACAUGCAGUCCGUGGUCACAUUCAGAGGAGACUCGGUCAGACAACGAGCAAGGAAAUGUUCCGGCGGAGGAUGCUGCUCAAAUUGGCAACGAGGAGAUUGAUUGUAUAAUCCCUCCUCUCUCUGGUACAUAUCUGGAGGAUGAAAUCUUGGAUUUUUUGCAAGAAAACUCUGGCCAUAAGUGUGAGGAGGUCAGUGUUAGCACAACGUCCAACAAGACCCUCACCAAAAAAUCUAAAUUGGAGUCCAUUUGUGGUAUCGCAUUGGAGAAGGAUGAGAGUAAACAGUACAGCACUGGCAUGUUUUCGGACAACACAAAACAACACAGUGAUGACUACAGCUCAGGGAUAAUAAAGGACAUUUGGACGGCAAUAGGGGAUGACAAAUCUGUAAUGUCAAAGCCAGGAGCAGAACAACCGAGUGAGGGGCUAUUCUCAGAUGAGUCAGGCGGUUACUGCUGCAGCUGUCUGGAAGAGCAGGAGAAAGAAGUUCCGAUUCAGGGGCCUCCGAAAAAAGCGGUGCAGAGGUCAGAGUAUCACCUUUGGGAAGGCAAGAAAGACUUAGCCAAAAACAAACUCUCCAAGGUAGAUGGUGCUGGGGAUUACAUGACUCCGUCCAAGCCCUGGGACCUGAACUCUGACAAGGAGAGUACAUCAUUCAUCCUCGGAGGGGUGUACGGAGAGCUGAAGACACUAAGUGGUGAUAAGAAUUGGGCUGUCGUGCCGCCAAGUGACACCCAAGAUAGCCUGCUCCAGUGUGCUGCUGCAUCUGCUUCCAGCUCAGAUAUGCUUACCAUCACUGGCACAGAUGUGUUCAUGAACACUGGCAGCUGCUUUGCCCCUGGGCACAGGCCCCUGUGGAGGCCUCUUGUGUCCUUCGGUCAGAGUGACCAGGCCAUCAGAGGAGGCGGAGAUGGAUUGAAUAAGGGAUUUUCUUUCAUCUUCCAUGAAGAUUUGCUUGGAUCUUACGGAGGCUUGCAAAGUAAGGAGCACGGUUUAGAAUACCCGUUCUCAUCCUUCAACCUGAACAAUCCCUUCUCUCAAGUCCUCCAUGUUGAGUGUUCUUUUGAGCCUGAGGACAUGGCUUCGUUCAGUCCGGGCUUCAAGCCCAAAUCUAUUCUUUGCUCGGACUCUGAGAACGAAGCCUUCCACCCACGAAUAUAUGGCAUCAACCGGACGCAGUACAGGGCCAUUCGCAUUUCCCCCAGGACUCAUUUCAGACCCAUAUCGGCCUCCGAGUUAUCUCCUGGUGGAGUGAGUGAUUCAGAGGCCGAGACUGACAAAGACGAGACGAUUUUUCCCGUCCAGGCGCCGUUGGACGUCUUUGACGAUCCUCAGGCCGAUCUCAAACCUCUGGAGGAGGACGCAGAAUGCGAAGGCCCUUAUUACGGGAAGUCAGAACUGGAAUCUGGUAAAUUCUUACCCAGAUUAAAGAAGUCUGGCAUGGAGAAGAGUGCCCAGACUUCUCUGGAUUCACAGGAGGGCUCCAGUACCCUCCUGCCAAUCACUGAGCAAGAGAUUUGCUUAGACUGCAAAACGGCAGCAGCUGCAUCAACUGCAGGUGGACAGACUGAGGUUUCUGUCGGCAAGGUUCGGAAGGAGAAAUCUUCAGGAGAAAAGCAGUCCUGUUUAUCUGCACCAGCAGGUCAGAUCCCUAAGUAUGGGAUUGCUUAUGACUUUGUUGGAGAUGUGCCAGAGUUCCCUCUGUUAAAUAGAAGUGGACAGGGAGGAACUGGCAACCAGCAAGACGAGUGCUGGUGGCAGAACACACUGUGUUCCCCCCUUUUCCCUGGAUCUCAAUGUACAGGGAGCAGCAACAUUUGAAUACUCCAGUUUUGCAGAGGACGUCUGUCAUAGAGAGGAAACCAACCUCUCCUUUUGUGACUGGACCUCUACCAGCAAAGAUUCAGGGUCAUCUCAGAGCUGGAAAAACCUAAUGUAGGCUAAUUUCUGACACUCCCCUCCCUCCCUCCUCCCCCCCCAAAAAAACACACAUAUCCCUGCAGGUUUUCAUUUACUAACUUAAAACCUUAUGUAAUCAACAAUCGGAUCAACAAAAAGCGAGAGAAAAUAGGAAAACUCAAAAAAUAUGUUCUGUCUUUGAGUGAUGCAAUGUGCAGAUGUGCAUUUUAGAAUUUGUUCCAUUUGAUUCUUCUGUACACUGGUCCUCAUUCAAGUCUCACAGUUAGCUAGUAGGGACAAUCUUUAGUUCUUUCCUCGUCGGUUCUGUUCCUGCGGUUUUGCUUUUGAGCUAGGAUCCCGCUAGUUGGUGGUAUCUGAAUGGUUGUGCAUGUGUGUUCGUCCAGCCAGUCUCACUCCUCCUUUUUCAACAUAAUGUUGUGUGAAAUGACCUAUCGCAUCCUCUACUUUCCAUCUUGUGUUCAGAAAGAAUAAUACAAGGAUGUUGACUUUUUGUUUUGUUUUAGAAUUUGAUUUUUAAUUUUUUUUAAAAACAACAAACCAACAAACAAAUAUGUUGGGAUGACUUUCUGAAUGUGAAGUAGAGAAUGUGUGCAGCUUUCUUCACAAUAUCCCUAAAUUCCCCAUGUGUGAAAAGUUAUCAUAAAUGAGUCAGAUUUUUUUUGAAUGCUGAUAGUCUUACAAAAGUAGUAGAGCUAGUAUGGUUGGUGAGGCAAAAGAAAAAAUCCUUAAGAAAAAAAAGAAGAAAAAAAACCCAGGAAAUCAUAAGGCGUUUUGUUGGAAAGAAAAUACUAAUAAUCUACUUGAAAUGCAAUGCUGUAAAAUUAUUUUGGAAGAACAAAGAAAGACAAAAAAAAAAGGUUAUGUUUUGGGUUAAAGGCCCAUCAUAAAAAAAGACUACAGCCAUUUCUGCAGACACCUGUGUUACAACUGAAUGAAACUUUGUUUAAAUUUCUUGUAAUUUCUAUGGUACAGACUAUUUGGUGCUAUGAAUAUGUUCAAAACCCUUUUUGAAGCUGCAGUUCAAUAAUACGGCUAUGAUAAGUAGACGGCGUAGCCUAGUUUUGUUUGUAGUCCGGACCGUCAGACUCAAUGAAUACCUUUUUCUUUUCUUUUUUGCUGAAAUUGUAAAAAAGGAAGUAAAAAAGGAAGAAAAAAAAGAAGAAAAAAAGGUUAAGCCUGAUCGUGGUCUCGCUUAAUGUGGCUUAGUUUUUACUUUACGGUAACCUCUUAGUGGUCGGGCCUGUAACGGCCGAAGCCGAAAUACAGGUAUUAAAUCUCACGUUACCACACAUCCAUUCAGUCACUUGUCCCCAAGCAGACAGGACGGACGCUUAGCUGUCCAGGCUGCAACUAAACACAUGUGCAACAAAACAAGUGGCGGGGGUGGAGGUUAAAACCAAAAACAUGGCAUAAUUACACUAUGGUACAAAUGCUUUUUUUUUGUUUCUCUCUCUCUUUCUCUCUCUCUCUCUCUAUACAAGGUGUGUGUUUAUUUUUGGUUUACAAUAUAUCCUGUUGAAAUAUUCUCACUUUGCGUGUGCGUGUGCGUGUGUGUGUGUGUGUGUGUGUGUGUGUGUGUGUGUGUGUGUGUAUUGGCAACAGAACUUGUGAAGGCACUGGUUCAAAAAUGAGUGUACAAGAACUUUAUCUCAAAAGUGUAAACGUAUGCAGAGACAUGUGCUCACACAAAUGCAAACGCAUCAGUGGCCCUUGAAUUUGAAGCACACGUGUGUGUGUGUGUGUGGUUGGACUGCCCCCCCCCCCCUGUGACCUGUGCUUUGAAAGUCAAACGACCUUUUCUCUCCAUCUAAAGGAACAGGUUGGAGCAUUGGAGUGAGAUCAAUUGGCAGAAAUGUAAUAUUAAAGUAAAUAUAGAACAAAGAAACUUUUUAAUCUUUCCAAAACCGGUUACGAGGACGGUAGCAGGAUGACUUCUUCGGGGUCACAGAGCAUGGAAUGAAAACUCUGAUAACUGAAAGCAUCCCUCCAUUAAUUGGCACUGUGUGAGCAGACUCCCUGCUGGGUGUCUCUAUUGCAGGCGUGGCUUUGGAAAUGGCCUCCUUGUGUAACAAUGCAGAGAUUGUACAUGCACAGGCAUAGGUUUGUUCAGUCCAACGCCACUUCAGUUAAAAACAGAGGACCCCCCCGAGUAGCUGAACGAAAGUUAAUCCAACUUCAGGGUCUUGUCCCCUUUCUUUGACAGUCAUCCGGCACUCAGGAAUUUUUUGAUAUGAGCAUACUCUACACUCAGACCUGUGACAUUGAUGCAUUUGUGUAAAACCUUUCUUUUGUUGUAGAGCAGAAAUUAUAGACUGAAGGACUGUGCUUCUUUUUCUUUUCCUUCCCAAUUUCGAUACCUGAACCUACUACCGGGCACGUACAUACAGGGAGUGAAUAUCAUACAACUUUAUUUUUUUUGUUGAGUUUGGCAGAUUAUUUUCGCAGAGGUCAUUAACUUCGAGCUACAGUUUUAGGGGGGGGGGGGGGGGCGGGGGAUAACAAAGCCAUUGUAGAUUCCAUCAGCAAUGUGGAGGGGAGUUCUAUAGCCCUGAGUCCUAUGCAAUACGUCGGCAUGUAAACAUCCAAGAAUAUACGGAGAAAAGUCAUUCAGUUAAUUUUGCAUGUUGAUUACUUUUGAGUGAGAGGACGCCUGAGGUAAACACACAAACAAACCAUGCAGCAUGCAAACAUCACAUUCUGGUUGUUUUCUUUUUUUUUUAACGUUGGAUUUAACUAAAUAUUUUGGUUUUCAAAAGAAAAAAAAUAUAUAUAUAUAUAUAAGUGAGGUUAAAUCAGUGAUUGGAAGAAUGUUCAGGACUGCGUGUGAAUCUGAGUGAAUGUGUGCAAGGAGCCGAGUCACAAAAAAAGCACUUACAUGGGAGUUGAAAGGACCUUUCUCCAUUUGACUCUUCCAUUUUGAUAGGCCGUGUUAAACAUUAAAAAAAAAUUAAAAAACACGUACAAUGAGAAAAUGCAUUUAGUGAGGGUAUAUGCAUUUAGAACGACUGUGGCGGGGUCGCUGGGUUUCGUUGUGGUCUGAAGAACAUACCCCGCACUGAAAACUUGAGUUUUCCUUGUCUUUUCAUUCCCACCUCGACUCUCCUUCAACCUUCCGCUCCCUCUCUGUUCCCCGAACCCCCUCCCCUCCCUCAUCUGUCCCGAGUAGCGGUGUUGUUCUGAUUUCAUGUUCACCCUGAGAAAAUUAUUUUGUUUCAUUGUGGAUUUUUCUUAACAUCUAAUAAAGGAAUAAACCAAACCUCA
Molecule: messenger RNA, 8052 nt
Organism: Cyclopterus lumpus (lumpfish)
Lineage: Eukaryota; Metazoa; Chordata; Actinopteri; Perciformes; Cyclopteridae
Product: KIAA0232 ortholog
Exons: 8
Coding region: 640-4692 (1350 amino acids)
Source: RefSeq, a predicted model, not a curated record